AUGAACGCAAUCGCGGCCAGCGUCGUAUUUGGUGUCCUUGCUGCAGUCGGGUGGGGCAUAGCGGAUUUUCUCGCUGCCUUCGCAUCCAAGCGGCUGGGCGUGCUGCGAACAGCGACCGGCGUGCAUUUGGCUUCCAGCGCGGUUGCGGCUGGAUAUUUCUUCGUUGUCUUUGAUCCCGCCUUUCUGACUUGGACGCAUUGGGCUGCGCUUGCGGGCGUGUCUGUGCUCGGUUUGCUGGUAUAUCUUGUGUUCUACCGUGCGCUGAAUGAGGGACCUGUUGCCGUAGUCAGCCCUAUAGUGUCCUCAUACGCCAUUGUAGUCAUAGCGCUUGCAAUGCUGUUCACGGGCGAACGGCUCAGCGGCUGGCAGGCCGCAGGAGCGAUAUGCAGCAUCGGAGGCGUCGUACUGGCGUCGUUCGAUCCUCGAUCUUUUUCGAGUACCGGCAGACUUAUCGGGUUGGGCGCGGCGCUGGCAAUCGCUACAAUGCUUGGCAUCGGCGUAUUAAGUUUCGCGCUGGGAAUACUGUCCAGGGAGCUUGGGUGGUUUCUCCCUGUCUAUAUCAGCAGAACUUUGACGCUAGGAUUGUUUGUGCCCCUCACUAUCGCAAUGCGCCAGUGGACAUUGAGGGGCGUUACGAUUCCUCUCGCCGUGGGCGUUGCAGUCGCAGGCAUCGUCGAGACUGGGGGAAUGUUCGCUUAUACGAGAGGGGCUGAGGUGGGCGUCAUCUCGAUAGUAGCUGCAGCCUCAAUCACAUAUCCGCUGAUUCCAAUGCUUGGCGGGAUUUUCUUGUUCGGCGAGCGACUGGCAAUCAGUCAAUGGGUAGGAUUGGGCAUUGCUCUCGCAGGGCUUUUCGUCCUUGCUCUUGCGCCGUGA
Geodia barretti is the source of this 873-nucleotide messenger RNA. Lineage: Eukaryota; Metazoa; Porifera; Demospongiae; Tetractinellida; Geodiidae. The record is from the annotation of a GenBank genome assembly.